AUGCUUUCUCGUACUAUACGUUUUGCUAAGCAAACUAGAUUCUUGAGCACCUCAAGAAUCUUGAUGUCUUCCCCACAAAACAAUGUUGCCGCUAAGACUGCUACCAAGUUGUCUGAAGUCACUGGUCCAGAUGGAUCUUUGAUUGGUCCUGGUGCCAAAGAGGGUACCAUCCCAUCCGAUUUGGAACAAGCUACUGGUUUAGAAAGAUUCGAACUUUUAGGUAAGAUGGAAGGUAUCGAUGUUUUCGACAUGGAAAACCCAAUCUUCGAAGGUUCCGGAUCUAUGAAGGACCCAUACUUAGUCCCAACUUACAUGGGUUACCGUUAUGUUGGAUGUAUGGGUAAAGGUGGUGACGACCACAAGCCUUACUGGAUGAAGGUUGAAGAAGGUAAGCCAGGUAGAUGCUGGCAAUGUGGUAACGUGUAUUCUGCUAAAUACUUGGGUGAACCAGGUCACCAACACCAUUAG
Molecule: messenger RNA, 468 nt
Organism: Debaryomyces hansenii CBS767
Lineage: Eukaryota; Fungi; Ascomycota; Pichiomycetes; Serinales; Debaryomycetaceae
Gene: COX4
Product: cytochrome c oxidase subunit IV
Exons: 1
Coding region: 1-468 (155 amino acids)
Biological process (GO): mitochondrial electron transport, cytochrome c to oxygen
Cellular component (GO): mitochondrial envelope
Source: RefSeq, a predicted model, not a curated record